UUCCUUCUUCUCCAGCUGCCCGCCCGCACUCGCUCUUCCAAGUCUUUAACCCCCCUUCCCUCCUCCCCUGCUCGUCAAAGCUUCCUACCCAGAAUCAAUCCCUCCUCCAAAGUCUCCCCCAACUCAAGGCAUCCUUCUUCCUUCCCUAAUUUCGCCCUCUUCCCAAUCGCCGGAUCCCGGAACGCCUCCGAAACCAACCAGGACCCCUCGUACUUCAUGGCAACGGGCAAUCUGAGGCGGAGGCUCCACCACGCGGACGUUGAUGGAAGGAAGAAUGAACACGUAGACAUAACCGAUGUAGAUUCCCUCGACGAACCUCUAUUAGGGAGGUCUAGCUAUGACAAUCGCGGAUCGGAGGUGUAUAACCCCAGAAGGCAAGACCUGUGGGAUGAUGAUGAUGAUAGGAAAAAGGAACUACUGCACUGGUCAUUCCUUUUCUCAAAUUUGAUUGCGCAGUGGGCACAGUGGUUAGCAAAUAUUAUUGCAAGCUCCGGGUCAAUGUUUGGCAGAUUGUUUCCCUUUACUUCAGAUAAUGAAAACGGCAAUCCAGUAUAUCUUACUCCUUUGCAGGAAGAAAGAUUGGAUAAUUUAAGACGCAGAUUACAAAUAUCUUUUGAUGGCUCCCGUAUUGAGCAUCAAGAUGCCUUGAGACAACUUUGGAAGUUAGCUUACCCGAGUCGCGAGAUUCCUCCCCUAAAAUCAGAACUAUGGAAGGAGAUGGGUUGGCAAGGCACUGACCCAUCAACAGAUUUCAGAGGUGGUGGAUACAUAUCGUUGGAGAACCUCAUAUUUUUCGCUAGGAACUACCCUGGUUCCUUUCAGAUGCUUCUGAACAAAGUACAAGGGCAGAGAUCCGAUUGGGAGUACCCAUUUGCAGUUGCCGGUAUCAAUAUUUCGUUCAUGCUGAUCCAGAUGUUGGAUCUACAGUCAACCGUUCCGUCUUCAAAGCCAGGCAUUCGUUUUGUGGCACUGCUUGAACAAGAUGAGAAUGCGUUUGAUCACCUGUACUGUGUAGCCUUCCGGAUGCUUGAUGCCCAGUGGCUUGUGAAACGGGCUUCAUAUAUGGAGUUCAAUGAGGUGAUGAAAUCCACGAAAACUCAGUUGGAGCGUGAGCUGGUUUUAGAGGAUGUACUGGCGGUGAAGGACCUGCCGUCUUACACAAUGCUGGACAAGUGAUAUUUGACCUGUUGCAUUUGGUCACUAGGACAUACAUCUGACUAUGCUGGUGGCAGCCGGAUGGGUCGUUUCAGACUGAAGGGUUACUUGAUGUGCUAAUGCUUUGCCGGUGAUAAAUUGUGUAUUGUCCCUUUGUUCUGGCUAUCUUGUCUGCCCAUUAUUUUAACUUACCGAGAGGGAAAUUUCAAGCGUUGUACAUGUAUAUAUGUAGACAUGUGGUGCAUCAGUUUAUGCAGCUUUCAGAUUCACCACCAAGAAAAUAAAGUAACAUAUUUGCCAUCUUC
This is a messenger RNA of Lolium perenne, 1460 nucleotides long. RefSeq lists its product as uncharacterized. Lineage: Eukaryota; Viridiplantae; Streptophyta; Magnoliopsida; Poales; Poaceae. The record is from RefSeq and is a predicted model, not a curated record.